AAAAAGAGUAAAGAGAAAGCAAAAUUUUAUCAAACGCUGCAAUCAAUCAAAGAGCAGAGACAGACAGGGAUUAGAUCUGUCCCCUUUGUGCUUUUCUCUACGCCUUCGGCAUUGGAAUGCGCUCUCGCCAUUACUUCAACCUCCUUUUAAGCUCCAUCGUGACUCGGCUUCGGCAGAUCUCGGAGUUCUGGAGCGUAGAUUGCGUUGCUGGGAAAUGUAGACUGGAAGUGGAAGCUGCUUGUUGAUGAUAUCUGAAGAACACCACGCGUUCAUGGAAGAGAUAAAUAGGAUCAAUUGUUGCUAAAAAAAAUUACGGAGCUUCACUGCGCAGUGCGUCACACGCCUGAUUGCUAUGGCGUUAGAGCAGAAUAGAUUCCUGCAGCCUCAGCUACGGCCAGCUCCACGGCGGAAGAGAUGGGGAGGAUGUUGGGGCGGAAUGUCUUUCUUCUCCAAACAAAAGCGCGGAAAGCGUAUAGUUCCUUCAUCUCGAAUGCCGGAAGCUAAUCCUCUACUGAAUCAACACAAUGGACCUCAACCAGUAGGGCUACCAAACCAGAUGAUCGGAAUUGCAGCAUCUAUUUUCGCUCCUCCAUCUUCUCCAGCUUCGUUCUCAAACUCCGGCAUCCCAUCAACUGCUCAGUCACCAAACUGUUUCGUAUCUGCCAAUUCACCCGAAGCUCCUUCAUCUACAAUGUACAUGACGGGGCCUUAUGCUCACGAGACUCAACCGGUAACCCCUCCCGUAUUCUCAACCUUCACUACCGAGCCAUCUACAGCUCCUGUAACGCCCCCACCGGAGCUGGCGCACUUAACAACUCCAUCAUCCCCGGACGUGCCAUAUGCUCUUUUCUUAACAUCAUCUCUGGGAAUGAAAAGCACUGAAAAGGGUAAUAACUAUGCUGCUUCCGAUCUUCAAGCUGCAUAUCCACUCUCUCCCGGAAGCCCUGCAGGCGGCGCACUCAGAUCACCGGUGGUUUCAGGUGCAUCUGGCGACUGUUCAUCGACGCCAUUUAAUGAGAGAUCUCGUCAAGACACUAACUUCUUUUGCCCGGAGACAUUCGCCCAAUUCUACGAGCAGUCGUCAUUUACUAAUGCUGGUGGUAGGCUGAGUAUUUCGAAAGAUUCGGAUGCUUACUCGAAUGCUGGGAAUGGUUAUCAGAAUCGGCAGAACAAGGUUUGCAGGCCGGAUGCUGAGGAACUGGAUGCUUAUAGAGCAUCUUUCGGAUUCAGCGCUGAUGAGAUCAUCACUACGCCGAAUUAUGUCGAGAUUUCGGAUGUUCUAGAGGAGGGCUCCUUUAGCAUGCCACCACCUGUUCUUUGUGAUAAAGCUGUCCGAGAGGAUUGUAUGUUGGCGGGAGAUAGAGGGAAUUCAGGGACAGAAAAAGGACAGGAAGGUUCUUCUACUUCGCCCAUUGCCAAACACUCAUAUGCUAAUCUUGAAGGCCAAGGGCCACAGAAACAAUCCGGUCGAAGCUUGGUUAAUGACCAGAUUCAGAGUGAGGGGGACGAUGACAUACUCUCUAAGAUGGGUACAAAUGGCAGGAAACACGAGGUUGGAGCAUCGAGUUCAGAUGCAGAAAUCGAGUACAGGAGAGGGCGAAGCUUGAGAGAAAGACACAGCUGGAGAGGAGAGGAGAGGAGAAAACCAAGCAAGUAAGGGCUUAAUAAUUUACAAGUUGUCGACACUAAUAAUGGUUUUGUUUUGGUUUGGUUUGGUUUGCUGCCUUAUUAUUGCAUUCACUUGAUCGAUCCACUAGACCUCUCGUCCGACUCAAUGAUCGGACGGAUGAUCUGUUCUCUUUGUGUGUUUGGUUGUAUGAUUGAGUUAGUUAGUGGUUGGAUUUUAUGUUGAAUCAGCAGCAGCAGCAGAUAAGAAUUAGAAUAGAAUUCUGUGUGAUUAGAUGUUGAUGUUGAUGAUGAUGAUCCAGUAAGUCAAGUUUAAGUU
Molecule: messenger RNA, 1945 nt
Organism: Andrographis paniculata
Lineage: Eukaryota; Viridiplantae; Streptophyta; Magnoliopsida; Lamiales; Acanthaceae
Exons: 4
Coding region: 353-1657 (434 amino acids)
Source: RefSeq, a predicted model, not a curated record